AUUACAAAAGCUUUCAUGCCCCCAACGAACGCAGUCGCCCCACCGACGAAGUGUCACGUUAUACGGACCCGUGCUUAAUUUCCACAGACCGAACUGGCCUAUUUUUUUGAUAGCUUUGACGUCCGUCGGUGUGAGCGAGUUUUUUUUCGUCUUGAUAAAACGCAGAUUGACACUUGAGUGAAAAUGUUGCGAUCGGCUGCCGCACAACUCACAGGAGUAGUGAAAGGAUCGAUGGGCAUGUCUGCGGCCCGUAUCGCAGCCGUCGGUGGAGUACGUGCCUCUCAUGGGCAUGCCGAGACCGACGAGCAAUUCGACCAACGCUACGAGGCGUUCUUCAACCGCAAGGACAUCGAUGGCUGGGAAGUGCGUAAGGGCAUGAACGACAUCCUCGGCAUGGACUUGGUGCCGGACCCAAAGAUCAUUUCCGCUGGCCUGAAGGCUUGUCGUCGGGUCAACGACUAUGCUCUGGCCGUGAGGUGGUUGGAAGGAUGCAAGGACAAGUGCGGCGCCAAGACGGCAGAGAUCUACCCAUACCUCUUGAAUGAAAUCCGCCCGACUUUGAACGAGUUGGGAGUCCUUACGCCCGAGGAAAUGGGCUACGACUGUCCCGAAUUGGCAUUGAAGACAGUUUACGAUGACUAGAUGUAGCCGCCUUUCCAAGUAGUUUCUUUAUAAUGUAUAAAUUGGUGAAGAAAACUUAAUUGUUAUGUAAUCGAUUUCAAUGGCCUGCCAGUAUCAGUGCGUAAAGUAAGGUUAGAACGAAGCAGUUUGUCAUCAAUGAGGAAUGCCAUGCCCGAAUAAAGUUCUGUAUAAUUCCACAA
Messenger RNA from Hermetia illucens (black soldier fly), 821 nucleotides. It is a transcript of the gene COX5A, whose product is annotated as cytochrome c oxidase subunit 5A, mitochondrial. The transcript is spliced from 2 exons. Gene Ontology annotation, cellular component: mitochondrial inner membrane. The coding region runs from base 184 to 642 and encodes 152 amino acids. Lineage: Eukaryota; Metazoa; Arthropoda; Insecta; Diptera; Stratiomyidae. Gene Ontology annotation, biological process: mitochondrial electron transport, cytochrome c to oxygen. The record is from RefSeq and is a predicted model, not a curated record.